Meleagris gallopavo (turkey) is the source of this 3465-nucleotide messenger RNA. Its product is annotated as monocarboxylate transporter 2-like. NCBI's taxonomy places the organism in Eukaryota, Metazoa, Chordata, Aves, Galliformes, Phasianidae. The record is from RefSeq and is a predicted model, not a curated record. Gene Ontology annotation, molecular function: monocarboxylic acid transmembrane transporter activity. Gene Ontology annotation, biological process: monocarboxylic acid transport; transmembrane transport. Gene Ontology annotation, cellular component: basolateral plasma membrane.
CGGGAGGCUGUCCCAUCCCAUCCAGCACUGCUCAGAGUUGCUCCUGCAGGGCUUCCCAAGGAGCACCAGGUGCCCGCUCGCGUCCUGUGGCAAUGCCGCCCCACAGCGAUGCAGGGCCAGUCGCCGGCCCCCCGGAUGGUGGCUGGGGCUGGGUGGUGGUCUUCGGGGCUUUCAUUUCUAUCGGCUUUGCAUACGCCUUCCCCAAAGGCAUAGCCAUCUUCUACAAAGAAAUCCAGGAUUUCUUUGGCACGUCCUAUAGCGAGAUCGCGUGGGUCUCCUCCAUCAUGCUGGCCACGACGUAUGGUGCAGGUCCCAUUAGCAGCAUUUUAGUGAACCGCUAUGGCAGCCGACCCGUGGUUAUCCUCGGAGGCCUGCUGUGUGGCAUUGGGAUGGUCUCAGCUGCCUUCUGCACCAGCAUCGUGCAGCUCUACAUCUGCGUGGGCUUCAUUACAGGACUGGGACUCGCUCUCAACCUUCAGCCAUCAGUGAUAAUCAUAGGGAGAUACUUUUUGAAGAGAAGACCUAUUGCCAAUGGCCUUGCUAUGGCAGGGAGCCCUGUCAUGCUUUGCACCUUGGCUCCUCUCAACCAGUUUCUUUUUGACAACUAUGGCUGGAGGGGCAGCUUUUUAAUUCUUGGGGCAAUUUUAUUACACUGCUGUGUUGCUGGAGCCCUCUUCAGACCCAUCAGUGCAGACAAAGUCUCAGUCAAAACCCAGUCAAUUGAGGAAGGGAAGGAGAUCCUGAAAGAAGUCACUAAGGAUGCCAUAGAUAUGAAUAGUCCCACUAACAUCCAUACAGAGACCAAAACAGAAGAGGAGGAAGAAAGGGACUGUUGUGAAAAAGUCAAUAAGUACCUUGAUUUUUCCCUCUUUAAGCACAGAGGGUUCUUGAUUUACCUGAUUGGAAAUGUGCUCAUGUUCCUGGGCUUCUUUGCUCCCAUUGUUUUUCUGGCACCCUAUGCAAAGCACAUUGGCAUCGAUGAAUAUUCAGCUGCUUUCCUCCUUUCAAUUCUUGCUAUUGUGGAUAUGGUUGCCAGGCCGAUCACUGGCAUCAUUGCAAACAGCAAGUGGGUGAGGCCACGGAUUCAAUACUUCUUCAGCUUCUCCAUUGCUUUCAAUGGCACUUGCCAUCUUCUGUGCCCACUGGCUUCUGGCUACACGGGGCUUGUCAUUUACUCUGUCUUUUUUGGCUUGGCCUUCGGCAUGGUCUGUGCCAUGCUUUUUGAAACUCUCAUGGACCUCGUGGGAGCUUCCCGCUUCACAAGCGCUGUUGGCUUGGUCACCAUAGCGGAGUGCUGCACGAUAUUGCUGGGACCACCCAUUGGAGGAACACUUAUCGAUACUUUUGGGGACUAUAAAUAUAUGUUCAUUAAAUGUGGGGCUGUGAUGGUCCUGGCAGGAACGUUCCUGUUCAUCAUGAACUACUAUAAUUACCGUAUGCUUGCCAAGGAGGAGAAGAAAAGAAAGGCAAAAGAAGAGGAUACUAAGCCUGUAAGGACAGAAAAUGAAGGCAGAAAUAACUGGAACAAAGAACAUGUACAGGAUGGACCUGAGUUGGAACCUCUAAGAGAGGAACAAGAAGGACUAAAGAAAGAAGCAAAUGGCACAAAUGAAGUUUAAACCUGUUCUCGUGGCUGGACAGGAAAUUGCCUCCAUGUUGCUUAUGUUGGCACUAGCUGUGAAAUCACACCAGAUUUUCUAAAUUUUGCCCUGUACUUUGCCAUGUGUUUUCUUUGUCUUAAGAGAAGACUAGAACAGAAACGAAUUUAGUUUCUUAUAAAGUGCUGGGACACACAGAGCAGUAUCCAUCCAUGUACCAAAGGAUCUGAACCAUUUUUCUUCAGACAUUUCCCAUUUUCCAGAGGGCCUGUAGCCACUACCCUACUAUUAUUCCCAGUUCUAUAGCUCUGUUUGGUGAAAAGGGCAAUGACCAGCAGGGUCAAUGCUGAGCCCUUCCACCAGCUUCCAUGGGCUUUGCAUUGAGCACUGCGGUGGCUGGAUCUCCUCACCAGGCUGUCCAAACACUUUGACUUUUUGAUUGCGUCAUCAGAAUUAUCCCAGGAAUUUGGUACCACCUCUAUCUCAUGGAAAAAGAAAAUAGACCAGAUGCUCAUCUUAAAUACACAAGCUAGAGCCAACUGAACACACAAGGGCAGUACGUGCCUGUGCUAGCAGCAAAGCAGCCUGUCCCUGUGGCCACAGCAUGCUUGGAAGGAGCUGACUCAGAGUGGCUCAUGGUAGCUUGACCAUGGACUUUAUCAGGGACCUCUGCAUUUAGCAAAAUGGCAUUUUUCAGGGGGAAUACAUCAAGCUAAUAUACUGCAGGAGUCCUUAUUCCAGGUCAUUUGUCUGUGCAGGGCAGAAACUUAGUCUUAAACUACUUAAACUUUGUUCAAGUUUUUUUUUUUUCCCCCCUAUGAGAUCACAUAUUACCAAUAUCUAAGUGCCUUACAGUUUUUAGCUUUUUACAACACCCUGGUGAAGCAAUAAUUACAACUAGUUAAUUGUACAACUGAAAUGGGCAUCAAGUCAGUGAAUAAAGCUUAGAUAUGCUAUAGCUGAAAUGGGAUCCAUUGCCCUGAGUGAGGAGCCUUGGCCAUAUACAGAAGAAAGCAAUCAGCAGCUGAGGAAGGGAGCUGACAGCCUGCCAGCUGAGCACAGGCAUCCUACUGCUGGAAAAUAGAAAAUACCAGCAAGUGGGCAUUAAACCACUGCCUGCCUCCUUUGUGCAUUGUUCUAUUUAAGCUUAAUGAUUUAAAACACUGUCCUAGAGAUGGAACUUCGUGCAUUCAGCCUGGAGGGAAUCUGAACACCUCCUCCCAGCUACUCACCAUCCCAUUGCUGGUGCUGCAAUAUACCUGGUGGCCUCAUGCUAUCCUGCUGCAGGAAAUACUGCUUCCCUAGGUCAAUGUUGCAGAAGUGGAGCUAAGGCCAUGUAGGAAUCUCUCCUCUGCUGGUGAUAAUGUUGAUCUGGGGUCUGACAGCAAGCACUGUUAUAUUUUGUAAUAAGCAGCCAUUGCCUGAGAGCUGUGGAUACUGAGCAUGGCAUCCUGUAGUUGAAUCAUAAGUCUUUUCAAGUUGAGCUCCAAAUGGACAGAUAAAAACCAAGACUUUGGAGGUAGAAAACCCAAACCUGAAGGUAUCAGCUGUCCACAGGGCAGCUAUCACCUUUCUUUGCAUCAGUGGAACCCGUAUGUGAUCAAAUAAAGUUGUCUUUUUCUUUUUUUUUCCCCAUGUCUUUAUCACCCGAGAACUGUAUUUAAUUAUCACUUACAUACAUGCUAUGAAGAAUGAUUUGUAAAAAUCUUGCCACAGAUACACUGUCCUCUUAAAUGUGGAUCACUCAUGUCUCAUAGAAAAGUUCUACAAUGAAAUCUUUUGUUUCACUGAAGAAUAAUGGUCUUUAUCUAUUGACAGCAGUAGGACUUGAAUUUAUUUCUUAUAUUGCAUUUCUUGGGGGGGAAAA